CGGCCCGCGGCUCCGCCUCCCCGUGGACUCUGGUGCCCCGUGGUCGCCGCCGCCGCCGCCUCCCCCGCAGCCGCCGCGAGAGAGAUGCCCCGAGCCAGGCCUGUCACCAGGGACCUCUUUGCCGACUCCUUCCUGCGCGAGCAUCUCCCGGGUGCUGGGACCGUCCCUGGCAUGACAGACGUCACGGACGCCAGCGCUCCUGCACCCCUCCGCCACAGGGCGCACCCCAGCGGCCCGAACGACGUGGCCAUGCGGCUGGCCUUCAUCGGGGACGAGAUGGAGGUGCGGUGGGCGCUGCCCGGCCGGGCUGUGCACAGCCUGGCCGUCACCUACAGCCGGACGGGCCUGCGGGGCGUCCUUAGGGGCCUCGUCAGGAACCUCAGGGAGAGCGCACGGAUCUGGGGCUUCCUGACCCUCCGGGCCCGGGUGCCCCCCGCCCUGGGGCGCGAGCUGGUGCUGUCCGUGGUGCUGGUGCUGCUCGUGGGCUGGGGUCUGCGCUUCCUGUGACCCUGCGGCUGCCGGCAGCCUGGGGGGCUGGACCCCCCUCCCGCCACCCUGGAGGUGGCCUCCUUGGUUCUCUUGUCUUUUUAACCCUUUUUGAUAUUUAAGCGGAGUGCUGGGACACUGCUGAGGUCGCUACUGGUUGGCUUUCCCUCGGGUCUGUUUUUGUAAGACAUGGAUUCCCUGGACCGCGGGCGUUACUGGUUAACGGCUCGCCGGCUGGGCCAGCAGCAGCGCUCCCCGCCCCGGCCCCCGCCUGCACCGUGCUGGGACUGUCGCCUGGCAGGCGGCCGGGGGGAGUGCUGGCCACACCCCCGUGUCUGUGGGGCCCCACGAGAACAUCUGCUGGAGUAGGUUUCUGAGGGGUGGGAGAGCACAAUAAACUGUUGGUUUCCAGCCGGUGUCCGUCCUCUCUGGGGUCC
Molecule: messenger RNA, 923 nt
Organism: Sorex araneus (European shrew)
Lineage: Eukaryota; Metazoa; Chordata; Mammalia; Eulipotyphla; Soricidae
Product: bcl-2-interacting killer-like
Exons: 5
Coding region: 85-507 (140 amino acids)
Biological process (GO): apoptotic process; apoptotic mitochondrial changes; male gonad development
Molecular function (GO): thiosulfate-cyanide sulfurtransferase activity
Source: RefSeq, a predicted model, not a curated record